Molecule: messenger RNA, 1947 nt
Organism: Erythranthe guttata (spotted monkey flower)
Lineage: Eukaryota; Viridiplantae; Streptophyta; Magnoliopsida; Lamiales; Phrymaceae
Gene: MGT10
Product: magnesium (Mg) transporter 10
Biological process (GO): magnesium ion transport
Cellular component (GO): chloroplast envelope
Molecular function (GO): magnesium ion transmembrane transporter activity
Source: RefSeq, a predicted model, not a curated record
AUACAUACAUACAUACAUACACGCUAACACAUACACCUCUACGAAAAUCUCGCGAAUCUACAUUCCAGUCGGAUUUUUUUCUUCACAGCGUGAGCGAUAUAUACACGGAUGUACUCGUAAUGGCGACUUCCACUCCGUUCUCUUCACAGCAUUCGCCGAAUCUCCUUCAAUUGCCGCUCCACUCUCCCCAAUUUCGCCUAAUUUUGGCCGGAAUUUCGCUUUCGCGAUCGAAAUGUGACUUAUCGCGCAAACUGUUAUUGUUUCAGCAGCAGAGGAGCUGGGAUCCCCUGCGGCCCGUCGCAGCCAAGGAAGUUGGGAUCAGGUGUUUUCCGGAACCAGCGGAGGAGAGUGACAGAGCUGGGGAAGUUAUCUUAGAUAAAAUUGUGGAUGACGUGGCAGGGAAUAGCGUCACGGUUGAGGAGGCGAUUGGUCAGGAUUUCUCCAAUGGUUCUCAGAGAAUUCCAGCCUCCGGUGAUUCUCUCUCGCUUGGGAUUCGGGAACCUGUCUAUGAGGUUGUGGAAGUAAGAUCUAAUGCGAUGGUAUCAACAAGGAAAAUUAAUCGAAGACACUUGCUAAAAUCGAGCGGUCUCCGACCUCGAGAUAUUAGAAGCGUUGAUCCAUCAUUGUGGUUAACCAACUCAAUGCCUUCGUUGCUGGUACGUGAGUAUGCAAUUUUGCUGAAUUUGGGUUCUUUACGGGCAAUUGCAAUGCAAGAGCGUGUUCUUAUAUUCAACUAUAACCGUAAAGGGGGAAAAGCUUUUAUAGAUACAUUGUUACCCCGAUUAAAUCCAAAGAACAUGAAUGGAGGGCCCUCGAUGCCAUUUGUUCUUGAGGUGGUCGAGGCGGCACUACAUUCCCGAAUACAACGUCUGGAGAAGCUGUUAAUGGGUUUGGAACCACGGGUGCAAGGUUUACUUGAGGUUCUUCCUAAUCGAUUGACCGCCGAUGUAUUGGAAGAACUUCGAAUUAGCAAGCAGCAAUUGGUUGAAUUGGGCUCAAAGGCUGGGGCUCUUAAACAAAUGCUGCUUGAUAUUCUUGAGGACACUCAUGAAAUACGACAGAUUUGUAUUAUGGGAAGAAAUUGCACUCUUGCAAAAAACGAUGAGAUGGAAUGCCCUGUUCCCUUGGAGAAGGAGACAGCUGAUGAGGAAGAGGAAGAAAUUGAAAUGCUUUUGGAAAACUAUCUCCAAAGAUGUGAAUCUUGUCAUGGUCAAUCAGAGAGGCUACUCGAUUCAGCAAGAGAAAUGGAAGAUUCAAUUGCUGUUAACCUCAGCUCCAGGAGGCUUGAAGUAAGUAGAGUGGAACUUCUACUUCAGGUCGGAGCACUUUGUGUUGGAGUGGGUGCCUUAAUUGCAGGUAUAUUUGGCAUGAACUUGAGGUCAUAUCUUGAGGAACAAGUGUUUGCCUUUUGGAUCACAACGGGAGGAAUUUUUUUUGGCGCUGUGGUCGGGUUUUUUCUCAUGUACUUAUACCUCAGGAAAAAGAAAAUUCUAUGAGCAUCGACCAGACACUUCAAUACGUAAGCAAAUACCCUCUUCAACUCUUGCUACUUUUCGUUCGAUAUUUCACAGAAGGCUAUGGAUGUAUAGAUCUAUAUCUUUAUUGGAGGAGUCCAUGGAUCUGUCACAUGAGAAACAUACAUACGUCCGCAGAUGAACGGAUAAAAUCGUAACUUUGAAAAGCUAUUUAGCGGUUAAGAAAUAUGAGAAGCACACCCGUAUGUCCUCCACCUAUAUGAAGGUUAAGGGCAUAAUCCAGUGUGCUUGCAAGAUUCCUUUUCAAUUAUUAACAAGGUAGGCGUAGCAUUUAGGUGGCUUCCUUUGUAUCAGGGAGGUUUUCUUCAUAAAGUUAAAAAUGAGUUGCAUUACAUGAUGAAUCUGCUGUUGUUUCCCAUAUCAUAAAAUCUCAACAAGGGGCUUUUAAUUGUUAUUAAUCAUUACUUAAGUC